UUCACUUUUGGUGACAUCACCAGAAUUUAUACUUCGGCAAAGCGGGCAGAGUCAUCGACUGGUCGGUGCCAAGUUUAUCUUGAAAAAGGUAAGAAUGAAUAUUGUCCGCGUUCUUGAUCACCGAUGAUUUUGACGGGAAAUAUAGUUUUUACUACACACGCCAUCACGCGAAGUCAUGAUUCAUGACUAGAGACUGAUUAAAGUUUAUACGUUACAGUGUGUGAAGGAAAAUGGCCAUAUCCGUAAGCAGUCUUCUCAUGGAGAGCUUCAGUAGCGACUUCGAUCCACCACCUUCACUCUUCAAAGAUUUGAGCGAUGAUUCAACAGACUUCAAGCCUAGGAGUAAGGAAUCGACGGAUGACCUUUGGAAAAAUUUCUCAUUUCCGUUAACGCCACCAAUCUCACCGGCGAGCUCGCCCCCGUACGCCUCGACAGACGAAGUAAGAGAGCAGCCAGUCUGCCAUGGUUUAGCCGAUGAAGGGGUAUCGAUAGAUGAAGAGUGCUCACUGUAUUUCCAAUCCGGCGACCUCAAGGAUAUAUUGAUUAAAGACUGUAUGUGGAACGGUGCGGCGUUCGAGAAGGCAACGGACAGGAAACAGCGAAUUCAUACGCAUACAAAACUGGAACGUGUACGUCUCCUCUGCCAAACACCACCACUGAGUGAGUGUGCGGCUAGAAUUCUGAGCGUGGAUCCAUCAGAGAUAUUUCCCUUUCCUCUGAGCGCAAGCCCGGGAAGUGAACUGUGUGAAAACAUCGACGAUCAAUCGGAUUCCGGUAGGUAUAUAACCACUUAGAUGAAUAAUAGAUGUACUCGCUCUGGCUGAUUGAAUCUGUGUUUUGUGUUCGCCGAUCUAUGACCAUUUCUGACACUGAUUUGGCCCCUCUUCCAAUUGAUUGCUCUCAUUUUUGUGUUCCCUCUUUUCCGGGGUCGUGCCACUUUCAAACAAACUCACGUCCCUUUUUUGCUUAAUAAUCAAGAGAAGAGACUUUAAUAACUAUUUUCUAACAUUUUUUGUUUGUUUUCACAAACUUUACAGAAGAAGAGGAAGUCGAAAUCGAUGUUGUUUCUAUAGAGAACUCUAAACGCGAGAAGGAAACAGAAGAAUUGAUGGAGGAUGAAAAUGAGAACAGUAAUUGCGUUACUACUAUUGCCGAAACAACCUCGAGUGAACCCUCUUUUAAAACUUCAACCAUUGAAGAGCCUCAAGAACCUUGCGACGAGAAAAGUGAUUUUGUGGGCAAGAUCAGAACACGUCGACACAAGAAAGUCUUAUCUAGCGACGAACUAAAUUACAGAGAAGGAAAAAAAGUUGCUAAGAACUCUAGUAGUUCCGGGGAGAGCGACGAAUCGGAAAACGACAGCGAGUUUACGCGCGCAACUCACAACGUCUUGGAGCGAAAACGAAGGAACGAUUUGAAACUGAAGUUUCAGAAAUUGCGGGACUGUGUGCCGGAAUUAAAGGACAAUGAAAGGGCUCCGAAAGUCUCAAUUCUUCGAAAAUCGUGGGAAUAUAUAAGUCAAAUCAAACAGGAAGAGAUAAAACUUGUAGCAGAGUUGGAAAAACAAAAGAAAAUUAACGCUGUGUUGUUGAGAAAGCUGCUGGCUUUGAAUCAAGCAAACUAAAAGAUAAUUCAGAGACUUGUGUUUUCGCAGGACGUAAUAUAUUUUACGCCGUUUUAUUUUUCACCCAAAGGGGGGUUUAUGGAAGCGACCCAGAGGAACGCUGUUUUAAGAAAUUGUUAUCUUGAUUUUUCUUUCAUUUAUACUCUGUCGCGUCGUUGUUCAAAACGCAAUAGACAAUAAAAUUAAAAUUUUUCGCAGUGCAAUAUUAGUGACGCUACAUUUUUCAGAUAAAUUGAGAACGCCCUUAAGCGUAGCUCUACUUGCAUAGCGCAUUUAUACAGCCACACAGUUAGAGUUAAUCUAGAAGAUACUGAUUGUAAAUAGGGAUAUAAUUGUGCCGUUUCAUAGCUGUACGCCUUGAAACCGGCUUUGUGAACGCUUGACAAAAGCAUUAGAAUUUUCAAGUAGAAUUACGAAACAAUAGUUCGCACCAUUUGUGGUAGAAAAAAACUUAUUAAUAUCGAGAAUAAAAAUAUUUUCGAAACUC
Porites evermanni is the source of this 2111-nucleotide messenger RNA. The record is from the annotation of a GenBank genome assembly. Lineage: Eukaryota; Metazoa; Cnidaria; Anthozoa; Scleractinia; Poritidae.